Molecule: messenger RNA, 653 nt
Organism: Magallana angulata
Lineage: Eukaryota; Metazoa; Mollusca; Bivalvia; Ostreida; Ostreidae
Product: myosin-9-like
Exons: 1
Coding region: 270-638 (122 amino acids)
Cellular component (GO): myosin complex
Molecular function (GO): ATP binding; actin filament binding; cytoskeletal motor activity
Source: RefSeq, a predicted model, not a curated record
GUUUUUGCGCUUUGCCACCGGAAACUUCUAUGUCCGGUGUAAUGUCCAAUGAUAUACCUCGUGACAUCUGUAUCCUUGUGUGUCUUUCCUUCCUAUUCCAUUUUGGGUAUGCAUAGCGUUGCUCUUCCUCUGGUGUGUUUAUGGAGUAAUUGAAGCAGUUGAAAUUAGUACUGAUAUACGUGUACAUGUGUCUGUGGGGUGUAUUUAUGGAUUAAAAACAAUUUUGCACAUCAUUGGAAAAACUGCAGAAGAUAUUAUUUUGAACAAAAAUGGCGGAUAGUUUGGAAUUAGAUCAACAGGAGUUAAAAUAUCUCAUGGUAGAUCAAAAGAAAAAUUUUGUAGACCAGACGGAAUGGGCGUCUAAAAAAUUAGUGUGGAUCCCUCAUGAGAGCCAGGGGUUUUGUUCGGCCAGUAUAGUUAAGGAAGUCGAUGAAGAAUAUGAAGUAGAAAUAGAAGAAACCAAUAAAAGAGUGAAAGUGCUCAAAGAGGAGAUCCAGAAAAUGAAUCCUCCAAAAUACACCAAAGUAGAGGACAUGGCCGAACUCGUCUGCCUGAACGACGCCUCUGUACUUUACAACAUCAAGGACCGGUACUAUUCGGAUUUGAUCUAUGUAAGUUUUGCAUACGUCUGCAAAUGAAAAACAAUUUCUUCC